This is a messenger RNA of Phanerochaete carnosa HHB-10118-sp, 599 nucleotides long. RefSeq lists its product as uncharacterized. The coding region runs from base 57 to 599 and encodes 180 amino acids. The transcript has 3 exons. The record is from RefSeq and is a predicted model, not a curated record. NCBI's taxonomy places the organism in Eukaryota, Fungi, Basidiomycota, Agaricomycetes, Polyporales, Phanerochaetaceae.
GAGUCACUACGCCACACAACUGAACCAGCCAUCUCCUCCACCAAUCCUCUGCAGACAUGGUUGCACGAUUUAACCUUCGAUACCUGCGUAACGUGUCCUAUCACCAUCCCCGCCUUGCUAUCCUGGGCCCGCACGAUCGCGAUCACUGGACUCUUUCUUGCAACAAUAUCGAGGGAGUUAGUCUCGCAGAUAUUCGUGCUGGCCGAUUCCGACUCCAAGAGCUCACCGGGUACGACGACGCGCUGUUCCCUGCCAGCUUCUCUAAGGUUACGGUCCUCAUCCUCAUACACGGAUUCAAAGUGUUUCGCCGAGUUAAGAAUGUUCAGUGCGUCCGUCAUGGCGUGCCUGUGCCCGUCCCACGCCAUAAGGUCGUUCGUUGUAUCGCGGAAGUGAUGCUCGCGUUCUUGGACCAGGUGAGUACGAUGGUCUUGUCCGGCCCUACGGACGAUCACGACGGCAGCUUUAUGUUUGGCCCUGGGGGCGUUCAGAUAGAACACCUCUACCUCCUCGAGUUGCACCGGUACGGCAAGACACUGAUACCCGUCUUUGGCUAUACCCCGCCCGACGCAGGCCUCACAGUCAUGGUAUUCGGCCAAUAA